Ananas comosus (pineapple) is the source of this 1204-nucleotide messenger RNA. RefSeq lists its product as uncharacterized. The record is from RefSeq and is a predicted model, not a curated record. The transcript is spliced from 7 exons. The annotation marks the transcript as partial. NCBI's taxonomy places the organism in Eukaryota, Viridiplantae, Streptophyta, Magnoliopsida, Poales, Bromeliaceae.
CUCCUUUUACCAAAGGCAGUGUGUGGUCGCACAGAAGUAAAGCAACCAAUACCAACACAAUGCUCGCCACCGCACGCUGCGUACUUCUCCCUCGUCCCCACUUCUCCACCAUCGCCCCCACUCUCCUCCCUCGCCGAGCUCGCCGCGUUGGUCCUCUCCACCCCCGACCCCUCAACCAAAUCCCGCCUCUCCCACCUCGCCUUCUCCCGCUGGCUCCGCCUCCGCCUCCCAGUCGGCGCAGCCCCCCCUCCCCUUCGCCCCGCGCGUCCCCCGAAUCCCCCCUUAGUGUCGCCCAAGGAGGUGCCCACGCACAAGAAUUCCGGGUUGCCGCUUAACGCCUACAUGCUCCACAACCUGGCGCACGUGGAGCUCAACGCCAUCGACCUCGCGUGGGACACCGUGGCGCGGUUCGCGCCGCUCCGCGACGUGCUCGGCGACGAGUUCUUCGCCGACUUCGCCCGCGUGGCCGACGACGAGAGCCGCCACUUCGCCUGGUGCUCCCAGAGGCUUGCCGAGCUCGGAUUCAGCUAUGGAGAUAUGCCUGCUCAUAACCUUCUGUGGAGGGAGUGCGAGAAAUCCUCUGGAGAUGUAUCUGCACGCUUGGCAGUGAUUCCUCUAGUUCAGGAGGCUAGAGGGCUUGAUGCGGGGCCCAGACUCGUGCAAAAGCUGAUUGGUUUUGGGGACCAUAGGUCUUCAGACAUUGUAGCCAAGAUCGCGGAGGAAGAAGUCGCUCAUGUUGCGGUCGGCGUAUACUGGUUUGCCCAAGUAUGCCAGAAGAUGGGUCGAAUUCCUUGUCAUACUUUUAAAGACCUGUUGGACGAGUAUGGCGUUGAGUUGAAAGGCCCAUUCAACUAUUCAGCUCGUGAUGAAGCUGGUAUACCUCGCGACUGGUAUGAUGGUACAUCUAGAAGGCAAUUCGAAAGUGAGCUUUCCAAGGUGCAUGAGAGAUUGGCUUGCAUUGUCGCCAUGGAGAAAGAGAACUCGAGCUUGAAUGGCUAAUUUACUGUCCUUGAAAUACGAUCCGCAAGCAAUUUUGUUUUCUUCCGUUAAAAUUGUUUGAUGACUUGUUGUAUAUGCUGUUAUACAAGUCACAAAAAUUCAUAAUUUCCAUAACUGACGGGCAGAGCCGAAACUUUUGGGGUUUCAUUAAACUUCAUACUAAAAAAAUAAAAUGGGUCAAUACAAAUGUUGAGAACAGUGAUCA